Miscanthus lutarioriparius is the source of this 924-nucleotide messenger RNA. Lineage: Eukaryota; Viridiplantae; Streptophyta; Magnoliopsida; Poales; Poaceae. The record is from the annotation of a GenBank genome assembly.
AUGAUGAUCCAAAAAUAUGUGAAACAGAGGAUGAGCAGAGGAAGGGAGAACAAGAGAAGAGAAGAGAGGAGAGAAGAGGAUAGAUCUGGAGAUGAGAUGGAGCAGGCCAAGUUACCGACCGAGCCGAGUGAGUACGAUGUCGCCGCUGCCGACGGCUUCAGGCUGCUCUUCUCCACCUGCUCCUCCCCUUCGCCCGAGCCGAGCGAGUACGAUCUGUUUGCUUGGAGUUGGAGUUCUCGCGCCGCUGCCGCUGCCGACGGCUUCUGUUCCCGCUCCUCCCCUUCGCCGCUGUCUAGCAAGCCGCCUUCCAUUGCCGGUGAGGUUGAGGUUGAAGGUGAGGCCCUCGUCUCAGGAAUGGACAACCACCCUUCCGAAGCAGCCGUUCAUGAGCUUUCCCCGAUUGGCCGCAGCGUUCUUAACAUCAACCAGGAGGUUGCAGCCGCGGCGCCGCCGCAUUUCUUGACUAGGAGUAGAUCAUCAGGAAACUAUGACUUGCAGGCACAACGGCGUCUCGAAUUAUUCAUGGCCGACUUGGAGGCAGGAGAACAAGGAGUUGGCGCCCGGCGCACAGGCGGUGGUGCCGCCGCUCCAGUUCAAGAACCAUCGGUGGUUUUCAAAAUGCUCGAAGGUGCUAUGGUGCAAGCUUAUGCCGCAUCCCUACCAGCGUGCGUGACGGCGUACCCUCUGUUAAAGGACACUCCUGAUCACGUCAAGUUCACAAUUUUUGGUGGCCUGGCGUUCAUCACCGUGGGUUUGUUCGCCGGGAUCCUGUCCAGAUCGGUGGCUCGUCGUGGGCUGGCGAUCAGGCUGGUGUCUUGUUCGGCUAUUGCGGUCUUGACAUUCAGCGUCGCGUCUCAGCUCGCUGGACAUAAUGGGGAGGUUGCAGCCGUUACACCCGUGAAGGCUCUGUUGAUAACUGUGUGA